Messenger RNA from Ramularia collo-cygni, 2661 nucleotides. RefSeq lists its product as uncharacterized. The record is from RefSeq and is a predicted model, not a curated record. The transcript is spliced from 6 exons. Gene Ontology annotation, biological process: protein sumoylation. Gene Ontology annotation, molecular function: SUMO ligase activity; zinc ion binding. The coding region runs from base 1 to 2661 and encodes 886 amino acids. Lineage: Eukaryota; Fungi; Ascomycota; Dothideomycetes; Mycosphaerellales; Mycosphaerellaceae.
AUGGUAGCCAACAGUGUCAACGGCGCCUCCUUGCCGUCACCGGCGCCAUCGGACGAAGGCUAUAGCGCGGGGACAGCGACCGGGAGAAGGACGACAGAGGAUGUGGCUUUGAACAUUCCAGCACCGUCUACCUCUGCUUCUGCAUCCCCCAUCAUCACGCAAUCGUCCAUCUUCACGCCUCACUCGCACCAGCACUUCACAAACAUGGGCGCACCUCAAGCAACUUUCCAGGUAGGAAUGCAGCCACAAUCACAAUCACGACAAUUCCAGCAGCCAGUUCGCCAACAUUCCCCACUUCAGACCCAGUGGCAGUGGCAGCGGCAGGGUCAGCGCCAGGGCAGCCAUUCACGAACAAAUAGCAUCAAUCCAUCUGCGACCAUGUCUGGAGUGACUGCUAGACCCUUACGUACUCCAUCAAUAGUGCCGUCAAAUCAUCACGGUCAUCCGAUGCCAACCCAGAUGCAUAUUUCAGCCUCGCGCAGGGCAAGCGAAGAUUUGCUCGAUGAGAUCAGCCGGAAUGAGAAAUCACUAAGCCAAGCUGGACGGCUUACACCGACCAACAAUGGCCGGCUCUUGCUGCUGAAAGAUGYCGUUUCGCAGGGAGAUUGGUUCUAUCAGAUUCUGAGCCAACUCUUCUGUCUACGUACAUUAGCGCCCGACACGCUGCCACAAUCAAUACGCGGAGUCGAUCCAGAGUCUUUCGAAAUGCUAGAUGCUCUGCUGUGUUCUAACAAGGAUGUUGACCCGGAGUUGUUACGUUUCUUCGCGCGCUUCCCCGAACCAAUUAUGAACAUUUAUUCAAACCCCUCCGGAGAAGCCAGAGAACUAUAUGAGGACAGGCUUCGCAUGGUAAAGGAUUUCUUGACCAAGCUACCACUGCAAUGGCAUAGUCUGGUGCGCGGCUGUCAAGCACUGCAAGCUCCUCCAUUAGUUCAGGACAUGAUUGAGACGUUGGGACUGCAGUCCGUCAUCUUACAGACUACAGCAUUCCGCGCAAUUGCAAGAAUGUUUUGGGGCCUGGGUGAAACGAAAGGCAUACGAGCGCUCGAACAGCUCCAUCGCCUUGACCAGGAGACGUUCUAUCGACAAGGAUGGCGUCGGAACCAGGCGGAGAAGAAUGUGUGUUAWCAACAUUACCAAUUCAUCCUGCAGAAAUGGUUACAAGCUGCAGGCGAGCAAAGGGCCAAUUUCAUAACGCCGCCCGAGGUGCUACAGUACUUCAAGCAGAUCCCGCAAAGUACGCUGUUGGCACUACAACAACGGCAACAUCAGCAACAUCAGCAGCAGCAGCAGCGGCAAGCGCAGCAGAUCUCCCAGGCUCAAAUGAAUAACCAGCUGUUGUCGCCAACUCUGCAAAACCAGCACCAAAUGCAAAUACAGAUGCAGAUGAACGCCCAAGCACGGGCUCAGGGUGGGCACAGCCCGAUUGUACAGCAGCAGUCACAGAAUUACACACCGCAGAUGCCCAUGGCACCACCGGGGCAGCAGAUGCCAUUGGGACACCCACGUCAGAGAGUUCCUUUCUUCCCGCGUUCAGAGUGUCAGCCGCGCGCGCAGCCGACGCACCCGGAUCCAAAUCGUUCCGCACUACAUCAGGCACAUCUCCGUAGUCCCAUAUUAGGCCCAGUCACUCCGGAGCCAGGCGCUCCGCGUUUGUACAGACAUGUGGUGGGCUAUGGAAUGCCACCAACGAAGCUCAAAAGGGCGGCGCCCGUUCAACAUAUCGCUUUCACGGUCUCAGAAGCCACCUGGAAAAGACUGGCGAGGAACGAUAUGCCUCUCAAACCGGGCGAGCCGCCUCGGCGUACACUGACGGAGCAGUCGCUUAAUCUGCGCCUGCGCUGUUGUGCUUGCCCCACUAAUGGGUUUGCGACCGAGAGCUCCUGGGUUAUCGCCGAUGGCUACUGGCCUGAAGAGAUGUCCUUCCAGUUGAACGGAAGCGACCUCGAGACACGGCGAAAGUUACAUCACGGCCGAUAUCUGCCGAUCGACUUGACCGAGUUUAUUCGCGAAGGGAGCAAUGUCUUGCAAAUUACACUCAACCGCAUGGACCGAGAUCUCCCAAAGGCGAAUUUCGCUGUGGCUGUCGAAGCGGUGGGCAUCAUGACGCACGAGACCAUUAUAAACAAUCUCAAGCGGAUAUCUGCGGCGGAAUCUCUAGAGUCUAUCAAGAGAUCUUUGUCGGGAGAAGACUGUGGAGACGACGACAUCGCCGUCACGUCGAGUACUAUGACGAUCAAGCUGACAGAUCCUUAUUCAGGCUGUAACAUGGUCAACAUACCUGUAAGAAGCUCCGAGUGUUUGCAUUACGACUGCUUCGAUCUCGAGGUCUUCCUCGGCCAAUGCCGCCGUCCGCACGAAGGCUGGCCCACGAUCGUGGAUUGCUGGCGUUGUCCUCUUUGCCGCAGCGAUGUACGUCCCCAACUGCUUAUUGUCGAUGAAUUCCUGCUAGAAGUCCGGAAGAACUUGGCUAAGCAGAACGCAAUGGACACCCGCGCCAUCGUCGUGGAAGCGGAUGGCUCGUGGAAAGUGAAGAAAGAGGAGCGAAAAGGCGUGCGAUCGUCUUCUCUAGAGCGAGAAGAACGUCGCAAGCAGAGUGCGGCAACACCCACUCCGGCGCCGAAGAAAGUGAUAGAGGUCAUUGAAUUGCUGGACGAUUGA